UCGAGUUGUCCGCAUCCCUUGUUAAUGUGGCCCAAGACAUACGACUCUAUCAGUGUAUGACUUCAUUUGAGUGUAUUGGACUAAAGGAAAAUCUUGAAAUUUAGAUAUUACGGUACGGCAGCAGGUUCUGUAGGUCUGCUACUCUGGGAAGCUAGCAGCUCCUUGCGGUUGCGGUGUAUUAAUACAAUAAUAAGUCAGUGAGUUGGAAGGAUAAUAUUACAUUUCAGAUCAUAAUGUCUGAAAAAGAUGAAUGUUCUGCUAAUAAUGACCCCAAUCUGGCCGGGUCCUCAGAACAAGAUGAAAGUCUUGGAGCUACAGGAGGUGCCGAAUUGGAAAAUGGGAAUAUAAAUUUCCUUGAAAAGUUUAUGGAACAAUUGAAGCUCUUCAACAAACCUGCUCAAGAAACAGAGGAUGAAAAACCAAAGCCAGAGCAGUUACUUAAAGAAGUGACAUUUCAAGGAGUAUCGGAUUAUAUUCAAUCUCCCAAGUGCAAAAACAUUAUUGUUUUAUCAGGAGCUGGAAUAUCAACAUCUGCCGGCAUACCGGAUUUUCGAAGUCCUGGUAGCGGUUUAUACGAUAAUCUGCAAAAAUUUGACCUUCCUUCUCCACAAUCUAUAUUUGAAAUAUCGUAUUUCAAACAAAAACCGGAGGCAUUUUUCACCUUGGCAAAGGAACUCUAUCCAGGUGAAUUCAAACCUACAAUUUCACAUUAUUUUGUCAAGUUACUGGAGACGAAAAAACUUUUAUUGCGAGCAUACACUCAGAACAUAGAUACUUUGGAACGGGUAGCUGGAAUUAGUGAUGACAAAAUAGUGGAGGCACAUGGAACAUUUCACACAUCUCAUUGUUUAUCUUGUGGAAAGUCUUACACACAGUCUUGGAUGAGAAAUGUUAUUUUCAAAGAUGAAAUACCGAGAUGCUCUGAUGAGUCAUGUGGCGGACUAAUUAAACCUGAUAUAGUAUUUUUCGGUGAAUCUUUGCCUCCACGAUUUCAUAUGAAAAGAAUGGAAGAUUUCGAUAAAUGCGAUUUGCUCAUCGUCAUGGGAACGUCUCUGAAAGUUCAACCUUUUGCAUCUCUGGUUGACUCUGUACCUGACACUACACCAAGGUUAUUGAUAAAUAGGGAGAAGAGUGGAAGCGGAGAUGUCAUGUUGAUGAUGAUAUUCGGUGGUGGAAUGAGAUUUGAUGAUGAAGAUAAUUACAGAGAUGUUUUCUGGGAAGGUAAUUGUGAUGAUGGUUGUCGUGCAUUGUGCUCUCUCCUGGGAUGGUUGAAAGAAUUAGAUGAACUUGUUGAAACUGAACACAAGAAAAUUGAUGAAGCUAAAUCGAAAAUGUGAAUUCUUGCAAAAAAAAUAGUCCAUAAUUUUUCAUUCGCCAAUUCUAAGAUUUCAUAUUGUCCUGUAUCUCCCAAACAUUUUUUACUAAAGUAGGAAUCAUGAUUUUAUGUUUGUAAUCUAGAUAACCUAUCGUGCCUAUUUAUAAUGUAAGAGGUCAGUAAUUUAUUUAGACCUCAUAAUCAGCAUAAUAAAUAAUAUAAAUGAUAAAAACAAGAAUAAAAACAUAAUUAUGGAGGUCGUCAAACUAAACCUAUGAUUAAGUUCAAAACUAGCAAUAUUUUUGAAGAUGAUCAUGUGAUGGAUGGUCACACGUUUGUUCAAUCACAGUUUUGUCUUCUACUGAUAGAUAUUUUUGCAAUAUGCCCACAACCUUUCCAUAUGCAAACUUAAUGUUAGUGUUUAAUAUCAAGUAAAACAGAAAAAUAAAUUUUACAAUCACUGUGAAAGCCAAGAUUUUCUUUUAAGUUUUUAUCUGAUUUCCUGAAAAAUUGGGCUCCGUUUUUAAUUUGUGCCCAAUGUUUUAAGCAACUGAAUUUGUUUUUAUGUUUCGCACAUGGUGUUCCAGUGAACAGCACUUUAGCCCAAGUUAAUAUUAUAAGUUAUUUAGAUAUACUUCUAAAAUAUAUAAUAAAAUCAUUGCCUUGUCAGCCAAUCCUUUCAAUUGUUUGUUCUGGAAGUUUUGAUGCAUUGCUAAUCCAUGAUCAAUCCAUAAUUAGUCUCCCAGAAAAUUUUUUGGCUUGAUGGAAAUUAAUUUUUCUGCUGAUUUGCUAUUUUUCAAGUUAUUAUUCUAUUUUUCACAUUUCAAGCAAGAUUUAAAUAUACCAGAGAUAAUUUUUAGCUGUAUGAUAUGCUUUUAUGUGUGGAUUUUAACUCCGUAGUAUUAUGUACUACAAUCUGUUUCCUGUUUGGUAAAGUUAAAACUGUAAAUAACUAAUUUUUGUUUUAAAAUUUCUGCAUUUUAUAUAAAACUUGAAAGUGUUAUGCAAUAUUACUUUGUAAUCUUAUUAGUAAACCAGUAAGCCAAAUACAUAAAUAUGUCGUCUGUAGUGACAAUCCAGCAUUGGGACCACCAAUGGAAAGCACUCAACUGUG
Messenger RNA from Styela clava, 2429 nucleotides. RefSeq names its product NAD-dependent protein deacetylase sirtuin-2-like. Gene Ontology annotation, molecular function: NAD+ binding; histone deacetylase activity, NAD-dependent. The record is from RefSeq and is a predicted model, not a curated record. NCBI's taxonomy places the organism in Eukaryota, Metazoa, Chordata, Ascidiacea, Stolidobranchia, Styelidae. Gene Ontology annotation, cellular component: nucleus.